Aureobasidium vineae is the source of this 570-nucleotide messenger RNA. Lineage: Eukaryota; Fungi; Ascomycota; Dothideomycetes; Dothideales; Saccotheciaceae. The record is from the annotation of a GenBank genome assembly.
AUGGAACCUCAAGAAGUAAGCAUCCUUUUACUGGGCGAUGCCGACGUGGGCAAGACCACCUUUCUCUCCCGCCUAGCUCUGGGGCCAACCAACACUUCCUCUGCUCUACCGGUUUUACGAGACCUCGAUCAGCCCUUUACCUUUGAGCUGCGUGGCCGCACGCGACCAUACACGCUAGAGUUUUACGACACCUCAUCUCCCACUUCUUACACCCUGCUCCGGCCGAAUCUGAUCUUGCUCUGCUUCUCCAUCACAUCACGAGAUUCUCUAAUAUCACUCAAAGGCCAAUGGAAAAACAUUGUAGAAACGCAUUUCAACUAUGAUGAAAGUAUUCCUGUUAUAGUGCUUGGAUUGCAGAGAGACUUGCGCAGAGAGAACGUAGAGGGCAUGGUGUUUCCGCAGGAGGCGCUGAGGGUUGCGGCAGAGAUGAGGUGUGAUCGGUAUUGCGAGUGUAGCGCUGUAACAGGCGAGCUGUGUGCUGAGGUUUGGGAGGAUGUUGUCAAGACGGCUGUGGCCACGACUACUAACCAAGGUGGAAAGUCGGAGCCGCCGCCUUGUAUGUUGAUGUAA